AUGCCUCUUAAAUGGUCUUCUAGGGGCAAGAGAGUUCCUUCUGAGACGAAUACUUCUCCAAAAAAAUAUACGAUUGGCUUUUGUACCACUGGAGGAGGUAGUAUAGAGGAUCGAGCACCGACUAGUCCAAGAAGUUCUAUGUCUUCAAAUUCAAGCCCUAAUUCCAAAAAUAACCUCUCGCGCCAUUCGCAGUUAAACGGAUCUGUCUGUUCAGAUGAAUUAACUGUGAGAGCUUCUCAGACACAACAAAAAGUGCAACAUACUCAAACGCAGAUAUCUCAACAGCAGCAGCAGCAGGAGCAGCAACAUAUUUCGUCCAUGCAGUUGUCGUUGCCAGUUGCGCAACGUGGGUCGACUGGCCAGCAGCAGCAACAACCGGUUAUCCAGCAUCAGAGGUCGUUGACGAGCGAAGAUGCGAAACACUUUGGUCAGAUUACUUCGCAGUCUAUUUUUGUGAAGAACUUUGCAUUUGACGAACAAGUUUCCGCGUUGUCGUCCUAUAAUAAUCAUUCGCAGGUGUCAGUUAUGUGUUCGAAGGGUCUUCAAACACCUAGAACCUGGACACUACCGAAUCCGCAACAGCUCAAUACAGAGACAUAUGACUCUACUGUAUUUAAAGUUGGAUGGGUAAACAAAGCGCAGGGCACGGUGCAGCAUCCCCCUUCAUCGCAUAGGGAGGGGCGGUAUAGCCAUCAACCAACUCCUUCGAUGUCGUCGUUGACUUUGGAACGACAAACACAUUUUGCCGGCAACAGUAACGGUUCCUCCAACAACAGCAAUACCAAUCUUAACGAAGCCAAUAAAAACAGCGGGAAUAGCAACAGUAAUAAUAAUACUAAUGGUUAUAGCUAUUCUACAACCAAUUACAAGCUCCACAAAGCCCAGUUAAAAGGGUGUAUUUUAAGUCUAUACAAAUCGGGCCUUGGGAACGUUAAAUUCUUUGAUCCUUGUUUGGAGUUGAGUCCACAUGCAGUUCAGGCGUUGCAGCAGCAGCAGCAGCAGCAGCAGCAUAAUGAAAGGGCCGAUGGUUUAUUGCAUCCACAACUUAGCACUGCAAGCUAUAAUUCCACCCUACAGCUCCCCUGCAACAAUACUAACCCUGGUGGUACCAACCAAAGCGACAUGGAUACUAGCUCGUUAGGUGUGGAUCCAAAUAGCGAUGAGCUUAUUUCUAGGUUGGAUUAUGUAAGUCUAUCGUAUCCACAUCCAGAGUUAAAAUUGGAUAAAAAAGAUGAUAAGAUACUUUCUGGUUCGCUUGAAAGUUUGUGCCAUGCCGUCCUUUUCAUGCCAACUGAUGAUAAAAAAAAGGCCAUUGAUAUCUUGUUGCUUCUACCUUUGCUUGACGACUUUAAUAAAAUUUUGAAUUGCUUUAACUUAUUUGGUAUAAUCUUUACGAAACACCCAGAUAAUGCGGCAUCCUCAUACAACAAGUACCAGCAUUAUCAGAUCGAUCUGGAGGUUGAUCGCUUGAUGACACAAAGACUCGCUCUGGUUGUUAAAACUGUCUUAGAUAUGUUCCCUGGAUUCUUACUAGAUGAUAAGAUUUUUCAGUCCGUUAUUGUCUUACUGGACACCAUUUCAUUUCAUGAUGAAGACAUCUCGCAGACAAUGAAGAUACGUAUUGCUGAAAAGCAAGCUGAAUUAAACAAGUUGACGUCAUUCAUAUACGAACCCCUGCAGCCUGCGAAACUAGAAGCUCUUGUGAAAGUGUCGAAUUUUUUGAAAUUAGACACAGAAAAGAUUGCAAACCAAAUUCAUAGAAUAAACCUCAAGUUCAGUAAAGUCUGGAGCCCACAAUUGGAUUAUUCCUUGCUUUACGAUUCACAAUACUGCUAUAGACAUGUUGAGUUGAAUCCAUUGGUUUUCUUUAAUGAGAGGAAUGUUCAGUACUUGUGUCGGUUAAUGGUUACCCAUGUUUUUAGCACCGAUAGAGAUAUGACUCCAAACAAACGUGCAGAAAUAUUGACAAAAUGGGUUCAGCUAGGCUGUAAAUUCGAAAAAUUAGGAGAUAUGGUAUCUUGGCUAGCUAUUGCAACCAUUAUAUGUUCCAUUCCAAUGUUAAGAUUGACCAAGACUUGGCAAUUUGUUUCGGAUACAUAUUUGAAAAUCAUUUUUAAAGACUGGGUUCCAACAAUCGUUCAGUUGGAUAGAAGACAAAUGUCUUCAAAAUCUACAAACAGCGUUUUCAUCUUAGCUCCUCCAAAUUUAAAUGAUGCUUUUAUUAGGGAUAAUGUGAUUCCUUACUUUGGUGAUUUGGUAAUUAGAGCCGAUGAUUUGCCUAGGGAAACCAAAUACAAAUACUUGGAGAAGAAGAUUCGUCGUACUAAGAAUGCAUUUUAUAAAUGGCAGCAGAGGUUGGAUCAAGCAUUUGAACAAGCGAAAAAAUCAUCAUCAUCAUCCAAAGUUUUGAGAGCGGAAGAUAACGGUUCAGAAGAUGUUGCCGAUUUCUAUCAUUAUUGGAAACUUCACAUGGAACUACCAGCUAUGAACAUUGAAACCAUUAUGGGAUUGAGUUUGAAAGUCGAACCACCGUCUUUAAAUUACAACGUUUAUUCCAAACCAUUUCCUUCUCGAUGCUCACUGAUUAACGGAGGCUAUUUGCCCAUUUUGUUUACAUCAUUAUUGCAAAGCUAUUCUUUAUUCCCACAAGAAUUAUUGAUCGCAGCAGCAGCUCAAAACAAUAGAACAUCUACUUUGGGCGCUGUAACUACACCUACUAAUAGAGUCAGUCAACUUUCUGUAAGCACACGUAUGCAAGCUCAAGGGACUUCUGUUACUGAAACGACAGGCGUUACUGGUAUUUCAACUAUCGAUGAACCAAUAGUUAAAGAGAUUUCGUCGAAAGUAUCAAAUGAAAAAGUUUUUCUGAAGUUUAUCCGGGAUUUGUUUAACAUUGACAUACAUGUGUUUCACAUAUCGGAUGACUUAGUCUUCAAAUCAAUUCGUGAUUAUGAAAAUAUCUCUAAAUCGAAGAAUUCGAUAAUUCAGACUCCCAAAAGGUCAUCUCAUCAAUCAAAUAUCCUUCCUGAUCUCUCUGCCCUUAGUGGUGCUUUAGAAGGUCUCGAACUAUUUAAUAAUAUCAGCCGCAGUCCAGAAGUUGUAUCAGAAUUUACUGUUCAAGUUGUUUUGAAAUGUGCCACAUUAGAAAAGAUUUUCGAUAUAUUGGUUUUGACCACUCGUGUUUUUUCUAACCUCGUUACUACCAAUGAUCUAGUUGCAUACUUUUGCAGUGAAAGAGCUCGUAAAGAUAAGAAUCCUUUGAAAACUUCUAACAACGAUAAUAAUAAUAUUGGUUUAUUGGACUUUGCCCUAAUAAGUCUAAUAAUGGAUAAUGAUUUAUUCACUGAAACUUUCUUUAAUAAUUACAAGAGUUUUACUACCACAUUAUUCGUUUUGGAAAAUCUUGCUAAGAGAUUUAUUGGUGCAAAGUCAUGUGCUGUAUCUAUUAAUCGUAUUAAAAUGAGCAAACCUUCAGGAUUAUCACGGCGAUCUUCAGUCAAUCAAAACAAUCCACAACAAGUUGAUCAAAGAACUUCUUCUGCUAGCAGUGGUAUGUUUACUCUGGAAUAUGAUGAUGUGAAGUUCCCAGUUUGGGAUCAAAAGGUAACAAAUAACGAUCUAUGUCCUUUAAGUUACUUGGCCAAAAUUCAACUUGGAGUCUUGGAGUCUUUAUACCAUUUCAUUAAGGAGCAUUACGCUGAUUUUACAGAUGAUUUGAAAAAUAGUAAGACUUUCUUAGAUGUACUAAAGAUUAUUAAUCAAGAGGUCUAUGAAGAAUGGGAUAAAAGAUUGGAGGAGUUUAGAAAAUCUACUAAAAAUGGCAGUACUCCCUCCGUUGAAGUCCUAAGUAUAACCGAGCUAGAAAAACUCCAGGCCCAAUUACAAGAAUUGUUUAACAAUAUUAAAUCAUCGUAUCAGCGUCAAUUAUACCGCCCGUUAGGUGUUACCAGAACACAUAGAAGAGUUAAUGAUCUCCUUACUUCAUUUAAAUCACAUACAUCAAUGUCUGGAGCUAUCAUGAAUGGAACGGAUAGUACCCUAGAUAAAAUGGCCACCAGCUUUACAAAGCUUAAAUUUAACGAUUAUGAUGGGAUGAUAUCUUGGCUUUAUCAAUUGGAUCAUUUUAUUAUGGAUAAAUUGAGGAUGAUUUCCGGCCAUACAUGGAUCGAAGUUUCCCAAAUAUUAGAAUCGUUAUCAAAUGAAUCUUUGUUUUCAUUUAGGUAUCCACUACAGAGUAUUUCGAACAAUGUUGUGGCCAGUGGUAAUUCUCAGUUAGAUGAUUUGGAAAUCUUAGAUGUAUUUCAAUGGUUGUCAACAUUGGAGACUGAAGAUGGUUCCCCUGUUAUGGAAUAUCUACCUCCAUCUGUUCAGUUGAUAAUUAAGCUACACGUCGCCCUAACUCGAUUCUUUGUGGUUCAUAUUUCUCACUUGCAUUCAAGCUAUGAAACAAGAGUUAAUACUUGCUCUGUAAUCUUGCAAAUGUUGAAUUUUGUUCAUUUAAAGAAUACUGAAGUUGAUCUUUUUGAUGUGGAUGAUGCUAGUGCGAAAGGAAAUCCAGCGACAAAUAUUUCACCCCAUGUGCCCUCUUUUAUUGAAACUGCUAUUUCGAAUGCAAUUGUUUCUCCAGAGUCAAGAUUUUUUGAAAUGUCUUGGAAGCAAAGUUACCAAAAUAUUUCCGACCAGUCCAAUAUCAAACUGACAUUUAUGGGUUCUAUGUUAAAUGUUUUGGAUAAAAGCGCAAGGAAUUUUUCAAAUGCCGAUUCCAAGUAUUCUUUGAAACCUAAAAAUUUAUCCCCUUGUCCAGGAUGGUUUAUUUCGAGAUUAUUGGAGAUUACACAACUUGUUCCAAAUAUGAGUAUUGAAAACUCUAAAAUGGUGAAUUUUGAUAAAAGGAGAUUUAUUAAUAAUAUUGUUGCCAAUUAUCAAGAUUUGAUUCCUAAUGUGGAUCACUAUCCUUCGUGGGAUAAAUCACAAGAUAAGUUGGAAUUCGGCUCUGUUUUGUUUUAUUCUGGAGUUGAUUCUAAUAAAGCUUUCAGGAAGGCUAGUAAAGAUGCUGCUACAAAUGAGGCCAGGCAAUUGAAGUUUCAAUCAAUGGGACUGUUUAAUGAUAUUCUAGUUGCAGAGGUUUACAAAAUUCAAAGAGAUCAAAAAAUGAUGGAGCAAUUAGCAAUACAAGAUCAUGAAUAUAAGCGUAGUAUGGCUUCUCAGUUCCCAAUGAGACCAUCUAUUUCAGUUGCUAGUCCAACUUGUGGCACACCUCUGAAUGGAAAGUAUCCGAGCAUAAGUCAAAAUUCACUCGGUGUGAACGUAUCAAACAAUAUGUCACUUUCCGUAGGUAGACAUGGGAGAGCUUCUGUGUCUUCUAGAACCUCAGUGAUUUCAAAUUCGACAACAGUUGCACCAUUAGGAAAUACUGUGCCUACAACACCUGCGACAACUACCUCGCAUCAUGGAAGUAUGGGUAAAAAGAUCGGUGGAUUCCUACGAAGACCCUUCUCCAUUAGUGGGUUCAGUUCUUCUUCAUCACAGGGCAGUAGUGCAAACUCUGUGAUACUCCCCGGCGUUCAAUCAAAUGGAUCUAUCUCCCCAUACGAGCUACCUGAUAUAUUGAACGAGAUUCAAGAUGUAAAGCCGGCAACGUCCCUAAAGACUUUUGAAAUUAAGUCAUGCAUUCCAGUUAAUAACUACAGGCAGGAUCCUGAUAUGAUGCACUGUUUCAAGAUCAUAAUGGAAGAUGGUUCCCAACAUACAAUCCAAGGUACGGAUGAAAUUGAUAUGAAUGAAUGGAUAAAGGCUAUUAUACUAUCCAAGAGAUACUCCUUCCACUCUAAAAAGUUUAAAGGCAAGACUUCAAAUAAGAUAUUUGGGGUUCCAGUGGAAGAUGUUUGUGAAAGAGAAGGUGUUAUGAUUCCCAACAUAAUUGUGAAAUUGUUGGAUGAAAUUGAAUUACGCGGCUUAGACGAGGUAGGUUUAUACAGAGUACCUGGUUCGGUUGGUAGCAUUAAUGCUUUGAAGAGUGCUUUUGAUGAGGAAGGUGCCCUCAACAAUACAUUUACACUAGAGGAUGAUAGAUGGUUUGAGAUAAAUACGAUUGCUGGGUGCUUCAAACUAUAUUUAAGGGAAUUACCGGAGUCAUUAUUUACUAAAGAAAAAGUCGAUAACUUUGUUGACCUUAUGGCGUGUUUCAAAAGUCGGGAAAUUGACUUAUCAAAUUUCCAGAAUGAGGUAAAGCUGUUGUUAAAAUCUUUGCCUGUUUUCAAUUACCACAUCUUAAAAAGGUUGUUUAUGCAUUUGAAUCGAGUGCAUCAACAUGUGGAAAAUAAUAGAAUGGAUGCUAGCAACUUAGCUAUUGUGUUUUCUAUGUCGUUUAUUAAUCAAGACGAUUUAGCCAGUACUAUGGGACCUACAUUAGGUUUAUUGCAGAUGCUAUUACAAUACCUAAUUAGAAAUCCGGAGCAUUACUUCAUCUGA
Messenger RNA from Eremothecium cymbalariae DBVPG#7215, 6471 nucleotides. It is a transcript of the gene BEM2, whose product is annotated as GTPase-activating protein BEM2. The transcript has a single exon. Gene Ontology annotation, biological process: regulation of GTPase activity; small GTPase-mediated signal transduction. Lineage: Eukaryota; Fungi; Ascomycota; Saccharomycetes; Saccharomycetales; Saccharomycetaceae. The record is from RefSeq and is a predicted model, not a curated record. Bases 1 to 6471 code for a protein of 2156 amino acids. Gene Ontology annotation, molecular function: guanyl-nucleotide exchange factor activity. Gene Ontology annotation, cellular component: cytoplasm.